AUGAUAGUCAAGAUGAUGAAUCUGGACCCAGCAAAGGAAGGCGUAAACAGCAUUGACAGUGGGAAAAAUUUGUCCCAGUCUCAGUGUCGUAUACAUUCUGCUGUGAUUAGUGGGAUUAAUAUAGCUACAAAAAGUGUUACUGUUGAAUGGUUUGAGCGAGGAGAAACAAAAGGAAAAGAGAUUGAGUAUGAUGCCUUGUUUUCACUUAAUCCAGGAAUCUGUGAAGUGCCUAGGAAUGUUAACAAGAAGGAUGAAGAAAAUAAUCAGCUUCCUCCAAGGCCUUCUCAUGUUGUGCAACCACAAGGGUCAGUUCGAACUCGUCAGUCCUAUGCACGUGCACAGCUACAAAAUGGGUAUUCUGAGAACAAUUCCCAGGUUCCAGCUCCUAACCCUAUCAACAAUACAGUAAUGGCUCCUCCUCCUGUUCCCACAACUGGACCACUCCAACCAAUACAGAAGACUAACACAGUAGUCACCAAUGCACCAUCCCGACGACGAACAAAUGUGGUUAAAGAAGUGGACAAAAUUAAGAAACAGAGAGAAGAAAGGAGAAUGCGACAGGCAGAACAGAAAGCAGAAAAGCAAGAGCUUAUGAAUGUUGAUCCUGGAAAUCCAAAUUGGGAAUUUAUUGGAAUGAUAAGAGAAUACAGGGCUCAGUUAGAAUUCAGGCCUAUCACAAUGAAUGAUCCUGUUCAAGUCCAACAGAUUUGUGUUGCAGUCAGGAAAAGGCCUUUAAAUAAGAAAGAAAAUACAAGAAAAGAAGUGGAUGUAGUUACUGUACCAAAUAAAGAACACAUUGUAGUCCAUGAGCCCAAGCUUAAGGUUGAUCUGACCAAGUACCUAGAAAACCAAGUCUUUAGAUAUGACUAUGCCUUUGAUGAGUCAUCUGAUAAUGAUCUAGUGUAUAAAUUUACAGCUAAGCCAUUAGUUCAAACUAUAUUUGAAGGUGGAAUGGCAACCUGUUUUGCAUAUGGACAAACUGGAAGUGGGAAAACACAUACAAUGGGAGGAGACUUUCUUGGUAAAUCACAAGACUGUACUAAAGGUAUCUAUGCACUUGCAGCAAAAGAUGUCUUUAGGUUCCUGAAUUCAGCUAAAUACCAAAGUGAAGAUUUGAUUGUGACAUCCAGUUUCUUUGAAAUAUACAGUGGAAAAGUGUUUGAUCUGUUGAAUAAUAAAUCUAAAUUAAGAGUCCUGGAAGAUGGCAAACAGCAGGUACAAGUAGUUGGUCUCCAGGAAAACCUUGUAGAAUGUGUGGAUGAUGUGCUUAAGCUAAUUCAACAUGGUAACAGUGUCAGAACGUCAGGGCAGACUUCAGCCAAUCAGCACUCAUCCAGGUCGCAUGCUGUUUUCCAGAUCAUUUUAAAAAAGAGGAUGACAGGUCGACUUCACGGGAAGUUUUCCUUAAUAGACCUGGCAGGGAAUGAACGUGGAGCAGACACCUCUAGUGCAAACAGGCAGACUAGAAUGGAAGGUGCAGAAAUAAAUAAAAGUUUGCUAGCACUUAAGGAGUGUAUUCGAGCUUUGGGACAUAAAGGAGCCCAUCUACCUUUCAGAGCAAGUAAACUAACUCAGGUUUUGAGGGAUUCGUUCAUUGGAGAGAAUUCCCGAACAUGUAUGAUAGCAAUGAUUUCUCCUGGUUUGAGUUCCUGUGAGCACUCGCUGAAUACCCUCCGAUAUGCAGACAGAGUAAAAGAAUUGGGUGUGGAUAAUCCCGAAAACACUGAGAUUAGAUCUGAUCAAAAUGAAGACGAAGAGAUGAUGACACAAGAUGAUGAUGAUGAUGAUUUUGCCCUCUUGAGAUCCAAAAAUGAGGAAGAGCUUUCAGAUGAUCUUGUCACAUUCCAUGCUGCUAUAUCUCACCUCCAGAAAAUGGAAGAGGAGAUUUUGGACAUACACAAAACUGUGGUUGAUGCAAGUAAUAAGUGGUUAGAAGUUGAUAUCAGCCUGCUGAACAUGGCAAACGAAGUCGAUUAUGAUGUUGAUGCUUAUGCUCAGCAAGUAGAAGAUUUGUUAUCAGAGAAGAUUGAAGCUCUGGCAAGUUUUAAAGAAAAAGUCACCUCCUUCCGCCAACAAUUAGCAGAAGAAGAACAGAUGAGCAAGAACAUCAAACGUGUUCCAACUAAAUAAAGGGAUUAACAUAUCUCUUUCUCCUGGCCUUUUUCGUCCACUCCAACAAGAUUUAUAGAGACUCGCAUUAUUCCCCAUGGGGGACCAAUUGUAUAAAACGUGUUAAAUAGUCUUACAUUUUCACAAAUUCAAAACAGUUAGAUUUCCUUUUUACAAGACAUGUGUGUGUUUGCAUGCAAUACUUUAGCUGUCAAUCACUUCCUGUGUGGUGAGAAGCAGCAAAUCAAAGUAGAAAAAAAUAAUCACAAACUGUGACACGCGACUUCUUGCUCAUUUAGAUAGAGUAAUUUAAUAAGCAAUUUUCUAGUGGAGGAUCAUUUUAACCAAGAGAAAUUUUUUUGUUAGAAACUUAAACAAAACUGGUAUCUUUUUUUUUCACCUGGUUAACUCAUAUGCUACAAUGAAAAUCAUUUAUGUGUAUAUACACAAAAUAUUUAGCUCGUAAUAAAUGUAUCUUUAUUCAUCCCUCUCGUAGAUGGGUAAACACGUUCUAGUGAAAUAUGGACCAUCAUUUUCUGUUCUCAGUUUACUUUAAGUUCUGUGAUGAACCUUGUACAGUAGUUUAAGAAUUGUACAGCUUCCUGUUGAAUGAGAGCUUUUGCCCUCUUAAUUUUAUAUGGUGAUUUUCUUGCUUGAAAUUGUAUUACAUUCUAACCUGUUUUUAAAGGUAUCACAAAAAUUCAUUUGCUAUUUCUGAAUAAAGAUUCUAUUGUUCAAUAAAAGGUCUUUUGUGGUACAA
Molecule: messenger RNA, 2869 nt
Organism: Limulus polyphemus (Atlantic horseshoe crab)
Lineage: Eukaryota; Metazoa; Arthropoda; Merostomata; Xiphosura; Limulidae
Product: kinesin-like protein KIF2A
Exons: 22
Coding region: 1-2130 (709 amino acids)
Biological process (GO): microtubule-based movement
Molecular function (GO): ATP binding; microtubule motor activity; microtubule binding
Source: RefSeq, a predicted model, not a curated record